UUCAGGUUCUACUACAAGAUGGUAUUCGGACGUAAGAAGGACGACGACGAUUCCUCUAACCGCCGUGCGCUCUUCGGCUCUAGGUCGAAGAAUAAGAGCCCCGCGCCUCCCGCCAACCCUUACGCAAAGCCUAUUCCUACUGACCCUUAUACUAAAGCCAAGAUCAAUGCCGGAGUGGCUCCUCUACCAGCGGGCGAACAGCCACCUGCUCACAACACCCCUGCGGGCGCAAACGUCCCUGGCGAUAACAAGCUCCAGGGAGGUUACGCUCCCAACAAGUUUGUCAACCAAGGUGGAUAUGGAGGUGAUCGAUUUGGUGGUGGGGGUCCAGCCCCGGCCGCGUCGCGUUAUGGCCCCGGUGGCUAUGGAGGAUUAGGUAGCGCCGAUCCCAAUGAUCCAGGUGACGCUGGCAGAGAAGCAUUGUUUGGAGGAGCUAGGGAAAGAGCGGAACAACAGCAGCCACAGGGUGCACCACCACCCCCGUACUCCGAGGGCACCCCCUCUUACGGCGGCGGUAGCAAUGCAUACACCACCUCGACCUAUCAGGAACGCCAUCUUACAGCAGAGGAAGAGGAAGAGGAAGAGAUCCAGACCAUCAAGCAGGACAUCCGGUUUAUCAAGCAGGGUGAUGUGGCAUCCACCCGGAAUGCCCUUCGUAUCGCGGCACAGGCCGAGGAGACAGGCCGGGAGACUCUUGCUCGUUUGGGUGCGCAAGGCGAGCGUAUCCACGAUACUGAGAAGAGCUUAGACAUUGCCACGAUAGAAGGCCGUAUUGCCGAGGAGAAGGCAAAGGAGUUGAAGACGCUUAACAAGAGCAUGUUCGCCGUUCAUGUCUCAAACCCUUUUACCAGCGCCCGUCGUCGCCGAGACCGCGAUGAGAAGAUCUUGAAUACUCACCGGGAAGAGCGUGAAACACGUGAAGGCACUCGCAAGGAGGCUUUCGGCACCAACCAGCGUAUGGAGCGCACUUUCAGAGAGAUCGACCGUGAAGCCGGCAAGCAUAACGGACGAGCGCGUACGAACGCUACCGAGCGUGCUAAAUAUCAGUUCGAGGCUGAUAGUGAGGAUGAGGCGAUGGAGGACGAGAUUGAGCAGAAUCUGGACUUGCUUUCCGGAGCAGCUGGCCGGUUGCAUGGGCUUUCUAAAGCGACAGGUCGCGAGCUGGAUGAGCAGAACCGCCAUCUGGAGCGUAUCAUGCAAAAGAGCGAUUUUGUCGACGACCAGAUUGCUAUGAACCGCGCCAAGCUGGACCGGAUUCGUUAG
Messenger RNA from Aspergillus bombycis, 1263 nucleotides. RefSeq names its product putative plasma membrane SNARE protein (Sec9). Gene Ontology annotation, cellular component: plasma membrane; SNARE complex. Lineage: Eukaryota; Fungi; Ascomycota; Eurotiomycetes; Eurotiales; Aspergillaceae. The record is from RefSeq and is a predicted model, not a curated record. Gene Ontology annotation, molecular function: syntaxin binding; SNAP receptor activity. Gene Ontology annotation, biological process: vesicle fusion; exocytosis. The transcript has 2 exons. The annotation marks the transcript as partial.